AUGCAUCUCCUUGGUGAACAUGUAGCAACCAUCUCCUUCGUGGCAGGUCCUUCUAUGUUCCCAACAAUGAGCAUGACCGGGGAGGCUGCCCUUGAGCUCAAGUGGAUUGACCCCAAACGUUUACGACGUGGAGACCUCGUCACAUACAUCUCACCCAUCGACCCAACCCGCAGAGUUUGCAAGCGCGUGACUGGGCUGCCUGGGGACAUUAUCUGUGUCGACCCCACUGGCGAAUACGCCCCUUCCACAGAACACGUAGUAGUGCCUAGAAACCACAUCUGGGUGACCGGCGACAACUUGGCGUGGUCGAGGGAUUCCCGCAUGUAUGGGCCUGUGCCGUUAGGUCUGGUCAAGGGCAGGCUGUAUGCCAGGAUCCGGCCUCUGCGAGACGCGACAGUCUUCCGAAAUACAUUCGAUUUCAUCGACUGA
This is a messenger RNA of Trametes versicolor FP-101664 SS1, 429 nucleotides long. Its product is annotated as signal peptidase I family protein. Bases 1 to 429 code for a protein of 142 amino acids. The record is from RefSeq and is a predicted model, not a curated record. Gene Ontology annotation, molecular function: serine-type endopeptidase activity. Gene Ontology annotation, cellular component: membrane; mitochondrial inner membrane peptidase complex. NCBI's taxonomy places the organism in Eukaryota, Fungi, Basidiomycota, Agaricomycetes, Polyporales, Polyporaceae. The transcript is spliced from 3 exons.